CAUCUCAAAAUAUAAUAAUAUUCCUAGUCCCCACUACCUAAGUACAUAAAGCUAUAUAUAAACUCCACUUUGAAUCACCCAAGGCAAGAAACCAAACCAAAACAGCAUUUACAAAACAAACAAAGCCAAAAAACAAAACAGAGUAACGAUGUUUUCAGAUCACUCACCUUCUUCUUCUUCUUCUUCUUCUUCUUCUUCUUCUUCUUCUUCAUCUCAAGACUUCCAAGAACACUUCAUCAACAGUUUCGUCUCCAGAAAAUUGCUUCAGCAACUCCCAUUUGAUCACACCACUGCUCAACAAGCUCAUGACCCUGACAAGAACAACUUGAGCGGCAACGUUCUCCUCCUACUCUCUGUCCUUUUAUGUGGUAUCAUCUGCUCCCUCGGGUUGCAUUACAUCAUUCGUUGUGCAUUCACACGUUCUCGAAGCUUCAUGAUCUCUGAUCCCAUCUCUAGCCCCUCGUCCACACCACGAGGUUCAGAAGUAACAAACAAAGGGAUCAAGAAGAAAGCUCUCAAGAUGUUCCCAGUAGUGAAUUACUCACCAGAAACUAACCUGUCAGGGCUCGGCGAUGAGUGUGUCAUCUGUUUGUCUGAUUUUGCUGCUGGAGAACAGCUACGUCUGCUUCCCAAAUGCAACCACGGGUUCCACGUGCGCUGCAUCGACAAGUGGCUUAAGCAACAUAUGACUUGUCCGAAAUGCAGACACUGUCUGGUUGAGACAUGCCAAAAGAUCUUAGGUGACGGCGAUGAAGCUGAGCAAGUGGCAGCAGCAACCCCAAGUGAGAGGAGCAUAGAAAUCAGAAUUGCUCCUCUAGAACCUGAAGCAAGAGUAGCCACUUUUAGAGAAAGCAGCUAGCGUAUGCCAACAAACAAACAAAUUAUAUUUCAAGAAUUUGGUUUCACCAGCAAGAUUUUAGAUUUUUUUAAUAGAUUUGAACAUAAUUUAUGUCUCUAGCCAUAGGAUUUCAAAAUCAAAUAUACUUUCAGCUUUCCAAUCAAUCGUAAGUUCAAAAGGUUUUUCAAGUUUGAUAAACUCUUUUCAGAGAAUUCCUCUGCAUAUUCAAAUCACAAUCACAGGGUAUACAACUAUGUAACCACUAGUUUUGAAGGUCUGAAAAGAAAUGGUUUCCAUGGA
Molecule: messenger RNA, 1138 nt
Organism: Camelina sativa (false flax)
Lineage: Eukaryota; Viridiplantae; Streptophyta; Magnoliopsida; Brassicales; Brassicaceae
Source: RefSeq, a predicted model, not a curated record